This is a messenger RNA of Danio aesculapii, 4554 nucleotides long. RefSeq names its product corepressor interacting with RBPJ, CIR1 (gene cirsr). Gene Ontology annotation, molecular function: transcription corepressor activity. Lineage: Eukaryota; Metazoa; Chordata; Actinopteri; Cypriniformes; Danionidae. Gene Ontology annotation, cellular component: nucleus. The record is from RefSeq and is a predicted model, not a curated record. Gene Ontology annotation, biological process: negative regulation of DNA-templated transcription. The transcript is spliced from 10 exons. Bases 90 to 1184 code for a protein of 364 amino acids.
ACGCCGCUGUUGGUGUUAUGAUGUUAUGUAGCCGAAAGCGCUAAGUUUAAUUCUUAAUAACACUUCGGUCGUAUCGCUGGUGAUCAAACAUGGGGAAAUCCUUUGCUAAUUUCAUGUGCAAGAAGGAUUUCCAUCCUGCAUCAAAAUCCAACAUAAAGAAGGUAUGGAUCGCAGAACAGAAGUUGACCUUCGAGAAGAAGCAGCAGGAGGAGCUGAUGCAGGCGUAUGUGAAGGAGCAGGAGACCUACAACAACAGACUGCUGAUGGGAGAUGAUCGUGUGAAAAAUGGCCUUAAUUUUAUGUAUGAAGCACCUCCAGGAGCAUCUAAAGAGGAGACUAAAGAGGGAGGAGAAUCAGAUUACAAGUUUGAGUGGCAGAAAGGGGCUCCUCGUGAAAAGUAUGCGAAGGAUGACAUGAAUAUUCGAGAUCAGCCUUUUGGCAUUCAGGUGCGAAACGUGCGCUGUAUUAAGUGUCAUAACUGGGGUCAUGUGAACACUGACCGCGAGUGUCCGCUGUUCGGCCUGUCGGGGAUCAAUGCCAGCUCCAUGGCAGGAGAUGAAGCAGGUCCGUCGAUGCACCCCUCCGAGUUAAUGGCGGAGAUGCGAAACAGUGGCUUUACGCUGAAGAAAUGUGUCCUUGGGAGGAGCAGCACCAUGAGUGAUCCGGCACAGGACUUUGUGGCCAGCGAGGAGGAAGAAGAUCCUGAGGUGGAGUUCCUGAAGUCUCUGUCCACCAAACAGAAGCAGAAACUGCUCAGAAAACUGGACCGUCUGGAAAAGAAAAAAGACAAGAAGAAGAAGAGUAAAAAGAAGAGCAAAAAGAAGCAGAAAAAGAAAUCGUCCAAGAGUUCGUCCAGCAGCUCAUCGGACAGCAGCGACUCGGAGGACGAGAAACACUCCGGAAAAAAGGCCAAGAAGAAGAAGAGCAAGAAGAAAAGAGACUCGUCCAGUGACUCGGAGAGAGAUUCCAAACACACACAUCCGAAACACAGCAGUAGAGGAGAGAGAGAGAGUGGAGAGAGAGAGAGUAGAGAGAGGAGGAGAGAGAAAAGCAGGAGUCCGCAUCGAUGGAGGGAUGAGAGGGAGAGAGGUAAGGAGAGAUGCAGGAGCUCCAGCAGAGAGAGGGAGAGAGGAACGAGAGAUCGGAGGGAGAGAGAGAGAGAUGACAGGAGGAGGAGGGAGUAAAGGAGAGAGGGGUAGAAGUGAUAGUAGAGAUGCGGAGAGCACUGUAAAAACUUUUUAGUUAAAUUUACUUUAAAGAGUGAGUAAACAUGUUGCUUUUAAAUUCAACCAGUUUACUCACUUAUUUUAAGUAAAGUCAACUAAUCGCUUUAAAGUAAUAUAAGUGAGUAAACCUGUUGCUUUUUUUCCAAGCGAUUAGUUGGCAAUACUUAAAAUAGGUAACUUAAAGCUGUUGCUUUUAAAGCGAUUAGUUGACAAUACCUAAAUUAAGUAACUUAAACCUAUUGCUUUUAAAUCGAUUAGUUGAUUUUACCUUAAAUAAGUGACUUAAACCUAUUGCUUUCUAAGCGAUUAGUUGACAUUACUCAAAAUAAGUGACUUAAACCUAUUGCUUUUAUAACGAUUGGUUGAUUUUACUUACAAAAGUGAGUAAACCUGUUGCUUUUAAAGCGAUUAGUUUACUUGGAAUAAGUGAGUAAAUCUGUUGCUUUUAAAGUAAUUAGUUGAGUUUACUUAAAAUAAGUGAGUAAACUAAUGUAAUUUAAAAGCAACAGGUUUCCUCACUUUUUUAAGUAAAGUCAACUAAUUGUUUUAAAGCAUCAAAUAAGUGAGUAAAUCUGUUGCUUUUAAUGAGAUUAGUUGAGUUUACUUAAAAUAAGUGAGUAAACGCAUUGUAACCUGGAACUUAACUUGAGAAUUUAAGUAAUUGAACCAUGUGCAUAAUUCAAAAAUUAAGACAACAACUUUACUAACUUUAAGUAAAGUCAACUAAUCACUUUGAAAGCAGUAGGUUUACUCAUUUAAGUCAACUAAUUGUUUAAGAAUAACAGGUUUACUCACUUAUUUUAAGUAAACUAAUCUCUUAAAAUAAAUGAGUAAACCUGCUGCUUUUAUUACUUCACUUUAAAAGCAAAAGGUUUACAAAUGUUUUUAAGUAAAAUCAACUAAUAGCUUUAAAACCAACAGGUUUACUAAAUUGUUUAAGCAAUUAGUUACCUUACUUUAAAAAAGGCAAGUAAACCUGUUGCUUUUAAAGCGAUAAGUUUACUUAGAAUAAGUGAGUAAGUCUGUUGCUUUGAAAAGUGAUUAGUUGAGUUUACUUAAAAUAAGUGAGUAAACUGGUGUAAUUUAAAAGCAACAGGUUUGCUCACUUUUUAAGUAAAGUCAACUAAUUGUUUUAAAGCAUAAAAUAAGUGAGUAAAUCUGUUGCUUUUAAUGAGAUUAGUUGAGUUUACUGAAAAUAAGUGAGUAAUUGCAUUAUAACCUGGAACUUAACUUGAGAAUUUAAGUAAUUGAACCAUGUGCAUAAUUUAAAAAUUAAGACAACAACUUUACUAACUUUAAGUAAAGUCAACUAAUCACUUCAAAAGCAGUAGGUUUACUCAUUUUAAGUCAACUAAUUGCUUUUACUCACUUAUUUUAAGUAAACUAAUCGCUUAAAAUAAAUGAGUAAACCUGAUGCUUUUAUUACUUAACUGUAAAAGCAAAAGGUUUACAAAUGUAUUUAUGUAAAAUCAACUAAUAGCUUUAAAAGCCACAGGUUUACUAAAUUGUUUAAGCAAUUAGUUACCUUAAAAUAAGCAAGUAAACCUGUUGUCUUGUUUAAUUAUGCAAAUAGUUCAUUUAGUUCAAAUAGAUAAUUUCCAAGUUGCAAUGGGUUUACUUAAUUUUUAAGUCAGCUAUAAAUGUCGUUUUAAAAGCAAAAGGUUUACUCACUUAUUUUAAGCGAUUAGUUGGCUUUACUUAAAAUAAAUUAGUUAACCUGUUGCAUUAAAACUAUUAAGUAAAUUAACUUUGUGCAUAAUUCUAAACAAUUAAGUUAAACCAACUUGAAUCAACUUAGUUACAACGGGUUUAAAAAAUAAAGUCAACCUGUCGCUUUUAAAUAAUCACUUUUUGCAGUGGAGAGGGAUUGAAAGUAUCUGGAUGUGAAUGAACUGAAGCUCUCGGAUUAAAGGAGGAAUUAAAAUGAAAGUUAUGUCAUCAUUUGCUCACCUUAAAGGCACAGGUCAGCCAAAAAUGAACAUUUACUCAGCAUUUACUUCACCCCAUAUGCUAUAAAAAAUAUCUGUAAAUCAGCAGGGUUUUUUAUGAUUUCUGAUUUUUCCUCCCAUUUAUAUGUGCUUUUGAAUUGAAUUCUGGGACUUUUAUUUUUCCACCAACCACUUUUGAUAUUAAAAAGUUUGAAAACCUGACUUUUAAUUGACAUUUUAAUAGUUUGAACGGAUAUACUGUCUGUGUUGGUGUUGCAAGUGAUGGUACAAAACCUGGUAAUGAACUGCUUGUACGCUUUCUGUUAUUUUACAGAUAUUCUCUAUUAUUUCUUAUACAAUAUAUAAUGUUCUAAACUAUUAAAAUGUCAAUAGAAAUCAUGUUGUUAAAUUGCGCAGUUGAUUUCUUGACAUUAAAAGUCAACAGAGCAAAGAUCAACGUCACUUAAUGCAAUUUACAACAUAAAUAAACCAAAAAAAAAGUGAAUCACGAUGUACAGAAACUGCUAUUUUUUACAGGUUGCUUUUGUGAGUUCCCUUAUUUCUGUAGGAUGCAAAAGAAGAAGUUUUGAAAAAUGUUCAAAAUCUACAAAACACUGUAACCCUUCCAUAUUGGGAAAACAAAUAUAUUGAAGUCAGCGGUUACAGGUUUAUCUUUGUGUUCAACCAGAAUAAAGAAGUGGAUUAAAUGAUGGCAGAAAUUUUUGGCUUUGGGUUACCUAUACCUUUAAUGUCAUUCUAAACACUAUUUAUAUAUAUAUAUAUGUAUAAUAAAACGUGUUAUAUAAUAUAAAUGGUGUCUAUCAAGCUCCAAAAUGCCCUUAGUUCGACUCUUGCGCUAUAUUCCGUGUUGUUAUUAUUAGCAUUAUUAUAUUAUAGUUGGCACUGAGAAAAGAAAAUGGACGAUUUUCAGUGCAUAAUGACUUUAGAAGUGUUCAGUUUGGCGCAGAUUUAGCAGAGGACUUGGAACACAGACUAGAUUUUUUUUUCUUCAUCUGAGCUUGAUAGAUGACGCUAAACUGCGUUUUUACAGAAAUUAAACCUUCUCUGUUUGACAGACUAAAGAAAGCCAUGAGGGUUUGGAGUGACACGAGGGUUAGUAAAUGAUGACAGAUGCACUGUUCGGGGUAAAUCAUUUUCUUUGGGACUCCUUCAAUUGUGCUCCAUUUAAAGGCCAUUUCUCCAGAAGAGGGCGCCAUGAGAGUGGAGGAACUGAACCUGUUAUGAAAUGAUGUUUGAUUCAUUCUUUCAGUGUUUCAGCAAGCGGUGGUCCUCCUUGUUCUACACAUCUUCUGUUUCUCUGAGAGUUUAGCUCCUUGUAAAUGUAAUUUUUGUUUGAUUCUGACUCUACUGAAGGUUAUAAAUUCCACACAUCAUCUGAA